CCACUACCCUGACCACUGUCACCAUGACUAGCACCACUACCCUGACAACACCACUGCAACCAGCACCACUACCCUGGCUACCGUCAUCAUGACCAGCACCAUGACCAGCACCUCCACCUUGAUCACUGCUACCAUGAGCAGCACCGCUACCCUGACGAGCACAACUGCAACCAGCACCUCCACCCCGACAAGCACCAUUGCAACCAGCACCAAUACCCUGACCACCGUCAUCAUGAUCAGCACCACGACCACCACCGUGACCACUACGUUUACCACAACCAGUGCCUCCUCAUUGACCAACUUCACCGCGUCCACCACCUCUUCCCAGACCAGUGGCACUACAAGCAGCAGCAUUACCGCGACCAUGAGCAGCAGUACUGCCCUGACCACAAGGACCAGCACCACCAGCGUGAUAUCUGCCACAAUGACGACCAGCACCGCGACUCGCAGUAGCACAACCAGCCUCACAACCGCGUCCACUGGCACCGUGACCACAAGCAGCAUGACUUCCUCAACUACCGCGCACACCACCACCUUCGGCACUACUUCCCAGACGAGCACCACCACCGUGACCACAAGCAGCAGGACUUCCUCCACUACCGCGCACACCACCAGCCUGACCAGCACCAGCCCGACCAGCACCAGCCCGACCAGCACCAGCCCGACCAGCACCAGCACCACCGUGAGCAGCACCUCUGCGUCCAGUACCAGCUCAACUUCGUCUACUACCACUACGCCGCUUUACGUUGUAAGCAGUUCCGUAGUAUUUGCAAGCUCUGGCACGCGAGACAAUGUAACAAAUGUAAUGACUGCUCAUCUCCUGGAUCUGUAUGGCCUAGAACCCGAUCAACUCUCGAUAUCCGUUGAAGGUGCCUCUCCCGCAAGCCGGUCGUCCAGCACUUCGUAUGUUGUCGAUUUUGAGAUUGUCGCACCAGAAGAUGAUGCCACGCAAAUCUUUGAUAUUACAAACCAAAUGGCCAAUGAUACAUCAAAUUUCUCUGCAUCUCUGCAAGCGAGCUUCGAGUCGCAAGGCCUGGAGGCAGCAGGAAUUACAGUUACAGCGCCAGAAAUCAAGAUUGUUACUGCCACCCGGACAACAGUUAGCGUGACAAAGACGAGCACAACGGCGACCAGUACCACCACUGAGACCACUGCCACCAUGACCAGUGCCACCAUGACCAGCAGUGCCACAAUGACCAGUACCACCAUGACGAGCAACACCACUACCGGUUCCACUGCUACCAUGACCAUUACCACCAUGACCAGCGCCACAAUGACCAGUGCCACCAUGACGAGCAGCACCACUACCGGUUCCACUGCCACCAUAACCAGUGCCACCAUGACGAGCACCGCUAUCCAGACGGGGUCCACUGCCACCAUGACCAGCACCGCAACUGCCAGCAUUACCUGGACCAUUACCACGAUCACCACCACCACCAUUUUCGGUGCAACCACCACGCUGACGACACAGACGAGCAUCACCACGCUACUUUGGUCUGUGAGGGCCUCAAUGGAGUUCGUUAGCUUUGGCACGCAAGAACAGGUGGAGAGUGCCGUGUCGACUGCUUUGGCUGAAUAUUUCGAGGUGCCCUUGAGUAUUGUGACCGUGACGGCCAGGGAGUUCACAACCUUGAAUACGGCCAGGAAGCUGACAAGCUUGAGUUCUUGGACAGUCGAUUAUGAGAUAGCUUCAGAUGAAGACACCAUCGACAGAGUAUUCGAUUCUGCGAAUGAGCUGUUGGACGGAACCAACGAUUCAUUCGCCGCUGUUCUGACGACCGCUUUGGCACAUGAGGGAAUUGAAAACGACGGCCAGGUUCAGGUAACCUACGGCCAGCCCCAAAAAUUGGUUGUCCCAACCUUGGCGCCGGAUCCCGUGACGACAGCGACGGGAGAAGAAGACGAUUACCUCCUGGUUGUCGUGGGCACCACUGUUAGCGUGAUCAUCGUCUUAUGUGCUCUGGCCCUCUGCUCCGUGAGGUACUGCCUGUGGCGCAAAAACCAGCAGCGGGCCCAGGAGGAACGGCAAGACAUAAUCCUGAGCAUGGACAUUCCCGAGAGAAGCCCUUCGGAGGGCGGCCCUUCUGAAUACAGCUUUGCAUGUUAGGAUACAGAUGUACAGAGUGCUCUCCCAGAAGAUGAUUGCUUGUGUGGUGCCUGGUGCCAGACACCGAGUCGCGCUGCGGUUGUCCUAGACUCAGACCUUUCCCGUUUCGCUGCUACUGCCAGCAGCGUUCAGCUGAUUCUGAUUUCUAAGGCCUUUUGCAGAGAGGAGAGGAGGUCGAAUGCCCUCUUGCUCCCGCCUCGGCGUCCGACGGACCAUUUGUUCUCGUGUCUCACUGUCUCUCGUGCGGCCCUGCCUGGCAAGGCUUCGCUGGGCUGCCUACCCUGCCCAGCGCGCGGCUCGGCUGGUGCAGCUCACGGGCCGGCCGCGCUCGUGCGGCUCGGCCCAGGGCGACGCGCCGGCAGGUGUCCUGGCAGGCCAACGUGGCGCUGGCUGGGGCACGGACCGCGGAGCAGCUCGGGGAAGAGGAGAAGGAAGCUGUGAGGGAGGGAGGAACGGCUUUUCCAGCACCCACUAGUGCUUCUGCGAAGGACACGCCGCUGCGAGCCGGGCGUUCCCCGAGCGCCAGCCGCGGCAGUUUCACCACAAAGGCUUGGGCAUUAUUCUUGGUGACGCGUAUCCCCACCAGUUCGUCUCGCAUUGCGCCCCUGUCGAGAUUGACCCGCUCCCUGGACAGCGGGUCCAGGAGGAACGGCAAGACAUACUCCUGAGCAUGGACAUUCCCGAGAGAAGCCUUUCGGAGGGCGGCCCUUCUGAAUACAGGUUUGCAUGUUAGGAUAUAGAUGUACAGAGCGCUCUCCCAGAAGAGGAUUGUUUGUGCGGUGCCUGGUGCCAGACACUGAGUCGCGCUGCGGUUGUCCUCGUGGUGGUUGUGCGCACGCGCGCCCUAUGAUUCUUCUCAUCAGUUGACUCUUCUCAGAAAACUGUGCAGUUGCCCAUCGCCACCAGAGCGAGGGAAUACUGAUGAGCUGUAUGCCGUUCAGUUGGGAAGGUCAGACUUAGGAUCGGACGAUUUUCCAUUGCCUGCCACGCUGUGAGCCAUGUGGGUGGAGGGAUGGUUGCGAUGGC
This is a messenger RNA of Prorocentrum cordatum, 3133 nucleotides long. The record is from the annotation of a GenBank genome assembly. NCBI's taxonomy places the organism in Eukaryota, Dinophyceae, Prorocentrales, Prorocentraceae.